Psammomys obesus (fat sand rat) is the source of this 498-nucleotide messenger RNA. RefSeq names its product bolA family member 3 (gene Bola3). The coding region runs from base 42 to 374 and encodes 110 amino acids. The transcript has 4 exons. Lineage: Eukaryota; Metazoa; Chordata; Mammalia; Rodentia; Muridae. The record is from RefSeq and is a predicted model, not a curated record.
CCGGCUGCACUGUGACCUCGGCGGCGGGCUGCUCGCCCGGCAUGGCGGCAUGGGGUCCGGCGGCCGCUGCUCCUCUGCUCCGCGGGAGCCGCGGGCUCCCUCUGCUGCACUGCGUGUGUCGGAUGCUUGCCUCCCAGACUGAGGGCGAGCUCAGAGUGACCCAGGUUCUCAAAGAAAAGUUUCCUCGCGCCACAGCCAUCGAAGUGACAGACAUCUCAGGAGGCUGCGGAGCGAUGUAUGACAUUAAGAUCGAGUCGGAAGAAUUCAAAGAGAAGAGGACCGUCCAGCAGCACCAGAUGGUCAAUCAGGCACUGAAAGAAGAGAUCAAGGGGAUGCACGGCCUUCGGAUAUUUACGUCCGUCCCCAAGCGCUGACGGCGCCCUGGCCACGCGACGGCUGGUGCUUGAAGCUGUUGCGCCUCACUCACAGCCGCCUUCCAGAAAAUCCCUGCCCCCCAAAACUCUAUUUUUGUUCAUAAACAGUUCUAUGUUAUAGUUA